Molecule: messenger RNA, 423 nt
Organism: Volvox carteri f. nagariensis
Lineage: Eukaryota; Viridiplantae; Chlorophyta; Chlorophyceae; Chlamydomonadales; Volvocaceae
Exons: 3
Coding region: 1-423 (140 amino acids)
Biological process (GO): vesicle-mediated transport
Cellular component (GO): membrane
Source: RefSeq, a predicted model, not a curated record
AUGGUUGACCUUACGGGACCUAUUACCAGCUCGUCUGUGGCACCAAGUUGGGUUCAGCAGUCCAAUGGGAUUCAGCAAAAGCUGAAGGUCUUAAAGAAGCUUAUUGCCGAGCUGAAAAAGUACCAUGAUGAAGCCCUUCUUGUCACAUUCAACAGGAAUAGUGGUGCACAGGAUGCUGAGAUGCUUACCCUGGAGGUCCAGCAGAGGUUUAAGCAGCUACAUGCAGAGAUCCGCACAACUGGGCCCAACAAUGAUGCAGAGAUUCAGAAACGAGUGCAGCAGCAGCUGGCGCAGGCCCUGUUUAAGCUGUCUUUGGAGUUCAGGCGUGAAGAGAUGCGCUUUCUGAACAAGGUUGAGGAGCAGAUGGGCAUGGAGAGGGGUUCAUCCAUCGGCUUGAUAGAGGAGGAAGAGGGAACAUGGUGA